AUGCAUCCAGAUCUUUCACCACACCUUCAUACAGCUGAGUGUAAUGAAUUUAUACAAGCUUUACAGGAAUGUCAUAAAAAUUUUCCUUUCAAGAAAUUUUUUGGAAAAUGUAACAACCUUGACAGCUUAGUUGGAAAAUGUUUGGUGAAAGAGGUAUAUCAGCAUAUUUUUUCAUGUUAA
Helobdella robusta is the source of this 180-nucleotide messenger RNA. RefSeq lists its product as hypothetical. Gene Ontology annotation, cellular component: mitochondrion. The record is from RefSeq and is a predicted model, not a curated record. Lineage: Eukaryota; Metazoa; Annelida; Clitellata; Rhynchobdellida; Glossiphoniidae. Bases 1 to 180 code for a protein of 59 amino acids. The transcript has 2 exons.